Messenger RNA from Perca fluviatilis (European perch), 1452 nucleotides. It is a transcript of the gene tex9, whose product is annotated as testis expressed 9. Bases 48 to 1283 code for a protein of 411 amino acids. The transcript has 12 exons. The record is from RefSeq and is a predicted model, not a curated record. NCBI's taxonomy places the organism in Eukaryota, Metazoa, Chordata, Actinopteri, Perciformes, Percidae.
UAUGCAACCAGAGCCGCGUCUUCUUUCUGUGCUGUUUCUAUGUCACAAUGGCUGAAAGAAGUUGUGAUAAAAAGGUCCGAUCGUCUCAGGCCGUCGUCUCGCAGCACACGAAACGUCUGUCCUCCAGCAGUAAGGCUGAGAGGUCCAAGAGGGUUGAAGGAAAACCGCCGGCAAAAUCUGCAUCUGGUCCAAAAAAGAAGAACACAGAUGACCUUUUUGCUAAGGAAGAACAAUACAAACUUUUAAAUGCAGAGCUGGAAGCCAAAACGGCAGAUCUAGUAAGGCAGGCAGAACAACUUAUGAGAGAACAGAGUGAAGUUCUGGCAAAACCAUUAUCCACCCUCCUGCUCACGGACAUCGAGAAUGAAGAGGAGUCAAGGAUAAUGAAGCCUCAACAGUGCACUGUGCAGGAGCCCGGUGUGAAGGUGAGCACAAUAAGAGUCACAUCAACAUCACACAACAUGUGUACUGGAAGACAAGGAAAUGAGCCUCACUGGAAAACAGCAACCCCAAAGAUGUCUCAUGUGGAUGAUUUAGCAGCUGUAGCAGACUCAGCUGAUUGUUUCCUGGCAAAGACGAUACGUAGCAUGGAGGAGAAGAUGAACGACACCGUGAUUCAUGAAAACGUUGUGGAUGAUUUGGCUAACGCUGGAGACAAUGUAGGAUCAGGCGUUUCAGAUGCUCAAAUACGAGUUCUGAAGGCAAAACUACGGAUCAUGCAAGAGGAACUGGAUCAACUCUCAUGUGAAUAUUAUAAGAAGGAUGACGAAAACGCUAAACUUAGUGCAAAACUGAAGGAGCUUGAGGAGGAUCGAGCCAGACUGCAGAAAACAACAAACAUCCAGCAGACACAGAUUGAGAAGCACAGAGCUUUGGCUCACGAGUCGGACAAAAAAUGCGACGGUCUUCAAGUGCAAGUGUCCGCUUUACACAAGGAAAUAGAAAAUCUGAAUAGAUCCCAGAAACAAGCAGCGGGCGUCCACGGCACUGUGGAGGUCCGUCUGAACAGAGCCUUGGAGGAGGUGGAGAGGUUAAAGACUCAACUCAACAAGAUGAAACAGAUGAACAAGGACAAGAUAAGCGAGGAACAUCAGAGUAAAGAAAAUCUACUUGCUGAAAACAAAAUGCUAAAAAAACAGAAAGCAGAACUCAUCGUGGGUUUCAAGAAACAGCUCAAGCUGAUUGACAUCCUCAAAAGACAAAAGAUGCAUUUUGAAGCUGCCAAGCUGCUGUCGUUCACAGAAGACGAGUUCAUGAAAGCUCUAGACUGGGGGAAGUCGUAAACACGGAGAGGUUCACAUAUAUAGAAGACUUUGAAUUCAGAGGGAAUUUAGAGAUUUGUCUCCCAAUUAUGAUCACAUUUAGCCACCAGACAACCUCACAUCUUUUCUGGAAUGAUUUUAAUUAAGAUCCUGUCAACAAAAUCCUAAUGAAUAAAAACAUGUCCUAAAA